Scutellospora calospora is the source of this 138-nucleotide messenger RNA. The record is from the annotation of a GenBank genome assembly. NCBI's taxonomy places the organism in Eukaryota, Fungi, Glomeromycota, Glomeromycetes, Diversisporales, Gigasporaceae.
AAUUACACUUCCAAAACUAAUAAUAACAAGGCCUCUAUAACUAAUAAUUCUAAUGCCUCUGAGGUUGUUAUCCUAGUAGGUUAUAUAUCUAGAUCAUAUAGUCCUAUAUUUUAUAAGACUUAUAUUGUAGAUCUGUAA